AUGCGCGCCGCUCGAGCUCAAGCGACGACGAUGAUGGUGGCGUCGUCGGCAACUCGAUCGCAAUACACGUCGCGUCGCGGCGUCGCCCAUCGCCCACGCGCGCUCGCGCUCCGACCGAGCCCGGACGUCAUCGCACCGUCGACGUCAUCAUCUUCCGACGACCCAGCGUGCACGGUCGUCGUCUUCGCCCCGGUCGACGAGGAUUCGUUCAUGCAUUAUCCUCCGGAACUCGUCGAGCGCGGACGAUUCGAACGACGCGCGCCGAGCUUCGGAGAGGUGUUCGAACAAAUGGGUCGCCGGGUCGGUUGGAGCGACGCAGACGGGAAAACGCUUGGAUUGGAGGUCGUGUCGACGACGGCGAGCGAGGCUGAGAUGAUCGAUAAGGCGAAGAAAGCGGACGUAGUGAUCGCGAUCGGGGUGCAGGACGAGGAGACGGCGUCGAGGGUUCGUCGUGCGGCGGCGACAUGCGCGACGAUGUGCGGGCUCGAUUCGCCGCCGCUCGAGGCGGACGAGAGAAUUUGCUUUAACGCGACGAGCGAUUUGCGAAAGAUACUGGCGAGGUUGACGCCGUGGAGUCAGGCGGCGAAGGAUGUGCGUCUAAUGGAUCAGGCGAAGGAGCUGUAUGAGCGAAAGAAUCACUUGGACACGCUUGUGAUGAUUUUGCUCCUCGUGGACGCGAGCGGCUUUCGCGUGCCCGCAAUGGAUAUCAAUCAGGACAUAACUCUCGGAAACGUCUGGUGCAUCGCGUCAAACUGCAACAAGCAGCUCUUAGCUUGUUACAAAAAUCCGCAGUGCAAGAAGUCUUUGGACUGCGUCGAUGCAUGCGGAUUAACGGACCAGGUGUGCACUUACACGUGCAUCAGGUCGUACCAGAAUGACGAGUUCGAAAAACUCGCUCGUUGCAUGCUCCACAAGCAUAAUUGUUUAGGUAACGAUGCCAGGAGGCCGCAGUUACCGCAGGUUUUGCCUAUGCAGACGUGGAGAGGCGAGCCGAUGUCGCACGAUGCAGCGGAGCGCAUCAUGCAAGGUUGGCUGGGACUCCCCGAUGAAAAGGGUGAGCUGAGGAAGUUUAGUUGGUUGGCGGUGUCUGGUGAGAACCCCGCAUACGACUUUUUUCCGUGCCAGUUCCAGAUUUGGUACCGUGGCAAGGGCAGAAACGUGUUCUGGUACAACCCGGUGUUCAAAGUGAACACGCUCGACGGACGAACGGUGUGGCGAAGGUCUGACUAUCGCUGCCGAAGAGCCGACUCGCCCGGGACGUUCAUAUUCUCCUUUAUGGAUAAUGGCGUGACGAGUGAGGAGUACUGGCGCAUCGUCGAUGCCGCAGAUGACCUUUCGUGGGCCCUGUACUACUAUGCCGGCGCCGCCAAGUCAGCUGGUCAAAGUUACAUAGGCGCCGUCUUAGCGACUCCCGACGGCAAGUGGCCAUCCGACGCCGAGAUGGCUCGCGUCGAGGACUCUCUCUGGCGCGGCUGCGGCAUUAAAAUUUGGGAGAUGUGCCAAGUCGAUAAUUCUACCGCGUUCGACGGCGACGCACCUUUAGACCCCUUGCACGAACCGUAUCUCAUCGCGGACUAG
Messenger RNA from Ostreococcus tauri, 1578 nucleotides. Its product is annotated as unnamed product. The record is from RefSeq and is a predicted model, not a curated record. NCBI's taxonomy places the organism in Eukaryota, Viridiplantae, Chlorophyta, Mamiellophyceae, Mamiellales, Bathycoccaceae. The transcript has a single exon. Gene Ontology annotation, molecular function: violaxanthin de-epoxidase activity. Gene Ontology annotation, biological process: xanthophyll cycle. The coding region runs from base 1 to 1578 and encodes 525 amino acids.